Suillus plorans is the source of this 2483-nucleotide messenger RNA. RefSeq lists its product as uncharacterized. The transcript has 3 exons. Lineage: Eukaryota; Fungi; Basidiomycota; Agaricomycetes; Boletales; Suillaceae. Gene Ontology annotation, biological process: regulation of cyclin-dependent protein serine/threonine kinase activity. Gene Ontology annotation, molecular function: protein kinase binding; cyclin-dependent protein serine/threonine kinase regulator activity. Gene Ontology annotation, cellular component: nucleus; cyclin-dependent protein kinase holoenzyme complex. The record is from RefSeq and is a predicted model, not a curated record. Bases 112 to 2271 code for a protein of 719 amino acids.
CUUCCACUUCGAUCCUUCGCGAGGCCCACCCACCACUAGAUAUCAGAGUCGUUCCCUGCUGCGCUUUACAGUGCAUCGGACGCUCUCCUCUCUGUCCUUCUUCAUUUGCAGAUGCCAGUCCCCGUCCCUACCCGACAACCGGCGCAUCCAGUUCAUAAGUACUCCAAAACUGAAGACGCUUCAAAGUCUCACUCUUCCGUUUUCCAUAAUCUGAAGCACACCCUACCUGUCUCCCCGACGGGCCCACCGCCGUCUUUUGGCAGCCGUGAUCAAUGGAUCAAUUCCUUGCCUUCUUGGAGGAGGACCAAAACUCGCCGCAUUUGGGAGGACGACGCGCGUUCCACUUCUGAAGAACGGAGAGAACGGGAUUUUUACCAAGGGUUGACUAGUACGGCCGACGUGCAAGUCAGUAAAGGAAAUCAUGCGGAGGCAUGUCUUCCGCCCCUGAAUACCUUCCCUAAAAAAUGUGCCUUGAACACUUCCCCAAGUGAUGUUGACCAGCCAAUGCAUGCUGAGCACAGGACCUCUGCAUAUGCCUCCGCCUGGGGUACUGAGAGCUACGACAGUCCGGAUAAUUCCUCUACACACGACUACGUAUGGCCUCGGUUCGCACCUGUCUUGGAGGAUGACUCUGACGAUAUGAUGAAUGGCGGUUCUAGUCCCAUCGGUCCUAUGACUCCUUUCACAGAGUACGUGGACCGUGUAAUCGCCACAUCCGCAGGAACAACGGUAUCCGACCAAAUCCCGCUCAGACAAGAUAAUUCAUAUCAAUAUGGACUGCAUUCCUAUAAUAUGGUGGACUAUCAGUACACAGACCAGAUCAAACAAGAGUCGGUCACUUCGGUUGAUUCGCCGCCAUCUGCGUCAAUGAAGUACAAGAUGUUCGCGGAGCCAAUGGCGGACUGGAUCGUUUCAUAUGUCUGGAAAGUUUGUAAGAAUUCAAUUGUCCUUCCGCCUGCAGUUUCUCGCUACACUCCUGCGAUGAGCGGGCAGCAGCCAGCCCCUACAGCUCCAAUGCAUUUGUCUGCCUCAGUUCACUCUCUUCUAAUGUCGACACUUCUACAACCAUCUGCUGUGUUACUCGCCAUGUGGUACAUCGCUCGAUUACCAGUAUACUUUAGCGGGGUCACUUCAGGGUUAGGGGUAAAGGAACGAAAAUUUAGUGCUGAAUUGCUUGAUACAACCGGCGGAAUUGACGGGAAAACGUUGGAGGCCAAUGCUACAUUCCGACUCAUUGUGCUUGGAUUCAUGCUGGCAAACAAGUGGCUUGAUGACCAUACCUUCUCUAACAAGACAUGGCACACCAUCUGCAAACUUCCUGUCCACUCGCUAAAUAAGCUCGAGUCGCUCGCCCUGGAUAUUCUUUCUCAUGACCUGACAAUAUCACCUGCUGCUUGGCGCCAGUGGCUGGGGCAUAUGUUUUCGUAUCAUGUCUCGCUCUUGCCUCCUCCAUACGCCCAGCCAAUUUCCCGUCCCUCCUCGAAUCCUCAAUCGAUCGUUCGGAAAGUCAUUGAAGAGAUCAUGGAAGCACCUCUUACGCAUCCCAGUUCGGAGCCCGUCUUCCUCAGCUUCGAGCAGAGGAGCAAGACAGAGCUCAAUGGGGCAGAAACGUGCAGUGAAGCUUCCCAGGAAGCCUAUGACAUCGAUCUCGAUGAGGAUGGACCGCUUCGGGAAGAGUAUUUGCCAAAGCGCCGCGUGAGCAAUGGCAGUGCUGCAAGUCGACACAGUUCACAACUGGCUUCAAGGGUUGAGGUCGAGCGGAGGGAGCUUCGCGAGUCCGCGACCGGCCAAAAUUGGAACGCACUUCCCCCUCCGUCCAAAUGGAGCCCGGCAGCUGAUGAGCCCAUUCACCGCGCUGGCGACCGUCCUGCGUUAUACAUGCCGGUCCAGCCACCAGCGGUGUGCUGGGCGCCUGCAGUCACUUACGUGCCUGUUAAACUCGCUCCGGAUUAUUCUAGCGUCCCGUAUUCCAAACUAGCAGCUCCUUCGAACGAUUACUGUUACUCACAGUCUGUCAUCGCUCAACAGCCCUCGCAGCCACGUUGUAACGCCGAUGCAUUUUCCCCGCCUAAUUCUGGCUACUCGUAUCCGAUUGGCUUUGACUACCAGUGCGGUCACGUUCGCAUGUCAUUCGAUGGAGCAGGUUACCCCUCUCAACCAAUGACAAAUUCUAAUUGGCUGUCAACUGAGGCAUAUGCAUUCCCCGCACCUCGAGUUCUUUUUGGCCCCCAUCCGUCUAUCAAUUACCAGUCGUCCUGGGUUCGUGCUUGAAGAUAUGUUUCUGGACCAGAUGCUAGCGUGCGCAUCUUAGAUCUCAAUUUCUCAUGUUUUCCGGCUCUUAACACUACUGCAAUCGAUCCGACGGCACCGCUUACGUGCCGCUCCAUAAUUCCGCUCCCUCUGUCCGUCCUUUCGCGGUUGUCAAUACUGGAUUUUUUUUUCUUUGUCGCCGGCACUGUCUAUACAAACACGAUCCCCACCCU